Messenger RNA from Phoenix dactylifera (date palm), 918 nucleotides. The record is from RefSeq and is a predicted model, not a curated record. NCBI's taxonomy places the organism in Eukaryota, Viridiplantae, Streptophyta, Magnoliopsida, Arecales, Arecaceae.
AUGGGCAAGAUUAUCAAUCCUGCUGAAACUUUUGGGGACAUUGUUAUCGAUUAUCCAUAUGUUGAAUGUACUUCAGCUGCAAUACAGGCACUGUCAUCAUUUAAAAAAUUAUACCCUGGACAUCGCAGAGAUGAUAUAGAAAAUUGCAUUAGAAAAGCAUCUAACUUCAUUGAAAUGAUUCAGCAACCUGAUGGAUCAUGGUAUGGCUCUUGGGCAGUUUGCUUCACAUAUGGCACAUGGUUUGGAGUAAAGGGAUUAAUUGCUGCUGGAAGGACCUACCAGAACAGCCCUUGCAUCCGUAAAGCAUGUCAAUUUCUGUUGUCAAAACAACUGGCAUCAGGUGGUUGGGGAGAAAGCUAUCUUUCAUGUCAAAACAAAGUGUAUUCAAAUCUUGAGGGCAGCCGAUGUCAUGCAGUGAACACUGCAUGGGCCAUGUUAGCUCUAAUUGAUGCUAGGCAGGCUGAGCGAGACCCAGAACCUUUGCACCGAGCAGCGAAGGUGUUGAUUAACAUGCAAAUGGAGAGUGGCGAGUUUCCACAACAGGAAAUUAUGGGAGUCUUCAACAAAAACUGCAUGAUUAGUUAUUCACAGUAUCGAAACAUAUUUCCAAUAUGGGCUCUUGGGGAAUAUCGCUGCCGUGUCCUGCUGACCAAGAAAACUUGAAUGCUAAUCUCUUCUGCCCAAGCAUUUUACUAUUGCACCAAGCUAUGCUCCCUAUUGCGACAGCAUCGAACAAUCAAAUAUUACAUUUUUAUUUUUCUUUAUUUUAUAUAUUUUGUUGACUGAUAAAUGCAUAUGAUGCUUGUAGUGGAAAGUUUGCCCAUGCUUUCUCAACCUGUUAAUUGUGUGUUAAAAAACGGGAAGUAAUGUAAACAGUGUGCUCUAUAUUUAAACCUAGUUUUGAGUGAUCUUGAUAAA